Seminavis robusta is the source of this 723-nucleotide messenger RNA. The record is from the annotation of a GenBank genome assembly. Lineage: Eukaryota; Bacillariophyta; Bacillariophyceae; Naviculales; Naviculaceae.
AUGCGCAAGGCAUCUUGCAUUCAAAAGGCCAACGAGUUGCCAGAACAGUUGAAGGCGGGCGGGGUCGCUGCCCUGAGACAGCAAGACUCAGAUGUGGAUGCCCUUGGAUUGGAAUUGCAGACCAGUGCAGAGGCACUAAAUCAACUCGGUGCCAAAUUGGCUGGGAUUGUUGGAUCCGAAAAGGGAACGCUGCCCCAGGGGUCAGUGCAAUUGGGAUUGGAUCUGGGCUCCAAUGAUGAGCCUCCAGUUCGAUGGCAAAAGGGGACCAAAAAGGUCAAGGGACAAAGAACCAAAAAUCCACCCAAGACGAGAUUGCCCUACCGACGAUUCUAUGCACAGGACAAUACUGAAAUAAGGGUUGGAAAACAAGCAGAAGACAAUGAUGAACUGUCCCUCCGACCAGAGCACCGAGAUGGGUCCAAUUGGUGGAUGCAUGCCACAGGUCACCCUGGGGCUCAUGUGGUGAUUCGGUGCAGUGAUGAGAGCUUGGAUGAAGAAGUGGUGCAAGAUGCUGCUGCUCUGGCUGCACGGCAAUCCAAAUGCACAAGGAAAACUAUCAAAGUUUCAAUGACUCGAUGUCGGGAUGUUGAAAAGCCAGUGGGGGCUAGGGCGGGGUUGGUCCUGUUAACAGGGCAAGUAUGGACCAUCAGGGUCAAAGUGAAAGACGCACGGAAGAGACUGCAGAGACUGGAUAGCACCGUUGUGAUGAAUUAUUCCAAUUAA